Brugia pahangi is the source of this 570-nucleotide messenger RNA. The record is from the annotation of a GenBank genome assembly. NCBI's taxonomy places the organism in Eukaryota, Metazoa, Nematoda, Chromadorea, Rhabditida, Onchocercidae.
AUGCAUUCCUUCCAUAUCUUCUUCGUUUUCUUCCAAAUCAGCAACAUCCAAACUAUCGUAGCACAAACGGAUCAAACAGAAUCGUUGGAUUUAUCAAUAUCGAAAAUAAAAGAGGAAGAGAGCGAAUCCCAAGGAUUAUCAGUGGAGACAGAAAGUGAUGGACGAAUAAAACUGCUUGAACGGCUUCUUCCAAUCGAAACACUGAUGGAAGUAAUGGAAUUAUCAAAGCAAAAAGAAAGCACAAGAAAGAAACGACGCUGUAAUAUAUGUCAGAAGGAAGUAAAAAAUAUGAAAGAACAUAUGAUGACUCAUACCGGUGAGAAGCCGUACAGUUGUUCGAUAUGCAAAAAGAAUUUUGCACAGCCUCACAUUGUGAAAAAACAUAUGGUAAUUCAUGGCACUGAAAAGGUACAUAGUUGUCCGUUAUGCGGAAAAAGUUGCGUACGAAAAAACGAUCUGCAGACUCACAUGGUAACUCAUGACAUGAAUAGACCUGUCUACCACUGCACUGUAUGCAGUAAAGGUUUCAGAAGCAAACUCGGCUUGAAAUUGCACAUGCGGAACCAUUAA